Tribolium madens (black flour beetle) is the source of this 1254-nucleotide messenger RNA. RefSeq names its product metallophosphoesterase domain-containing protein 1. The transcript has 4 exons. Gene Ontology annotation, molecular function: hydrolase activity. NCBI's taxonomy places the organism in Eukaryota, Metazoa, Arthropoda, Insecta, Coleoptera, Tenebrionidae. The record is from RefSeq and is a predicted model, not a curated record. The coding region runs from base 263 to 1159 and encodes 298 amino acids.
CACUAGACAGUAGACACCUUACCUGUCAAAAUCCAUAUGGCAGAUUGUCAAUAAAAUGCUUGUAAAAAUUUAAACUGGGUUUUACAAGAAAUUAAGCUUAUAAUAAUCGUAUUAUGCCCAAUUACAUUUGCAAAAUGUUUUCUGACGACGACUCAUAGGCACUAACAGUAAAAUCACACCCUAGAUAAUUAGUUUAAGCCUGAUAUUUAUAACCAGUCCUUGGAACUUGUGUAAUUUUGUGCUUCGAAAAAGUAACAAAGCGAUGGAGAACGGCAGUAUUCCAGUCCAUAAGCUAACAAAUAAUCCUACUGCAGCGUGGAGGGAAAUAUCAAAGAACCAAAAAAUUAUCAAGCUUAAUGUUAAGACACCAUCAAAACCUGUUGAGCCAAAUAAAGUAAGAUUUGUUUGCAUGAGUGACACUCAUUCUCUUAUAAGAAACGUGGUAUUUGACGUACCUGACGGUGAUGUGUUCAUACACGCAGGAGACUUUACGAAAUGUGGACAAAAAGAGGAAGUUAUACAGUUUAAUAAAUGGCUAGUGUCGUUGCCCCACAAACACAAGAUUGUAAUCAGCGGCAAUCACGAGUUGAGUUUUGAUAAAAAAUUCUCAGAUUAUUUCAAAAAAACGGUAAGUUCAAGACACACUGGAUCACUUGAAGAUGAAGUCCCCAAUUAUGGCAAUACUAAAGAUAACAUAAGUGAUGCAGUAAAUACUGAUAACAUCAGGCAGUAUUUAACAAAUUGCACCUAUUUGGAAGAUUCAAGUAUCGAUAUUUACGGUAUCAAACUGUAUGGUACUCCUUGGCAACCAGAAUUUGGUGGUUGGGCUUUUAAUUUAGAGAGAGGUGAAGAGUGUCUCUCUAAGUGGAAUUUGAUUCCAAAUGAUGUAGAUGUACUAAUUACUCAUACACCUCCUCUAGGGUUUGGGGACCUGGUUUGCUCAGGAGUCAGGGCCGGCUGUGUAGAAUUGUUAACAACAGUGCAACAAAGGGUCAAACCCAAAUAUCACGUUUUUGGGCACAUACAUGAAGAUUAUGGAGUAUUCUCUGAUGGAAAAAUCAUCUAUAUCAACGCUUCAACAUGUGAUAUUAAUUAUAUUCCGAAAAAUUUACCUAUAGUUUUUGACGUUCCUUUACCUGAAGGCCACUGUAAAGACUAGAUUAGGAUCAAUUGAAAACAGCUUUUAUAUCUAUUUAUUGUGUAUAUUUAAGUUUUUUAUACAAAAUAAUUUGCAAAAAAAGCGUAUAGAGAAAG